Messenger RNA from Setaria italica (foxtail millet), 1782 nucleotides. RefSeq names its product laccase-15. Gene Ontology annotation, cellular component: apoplast. Lineage: Eukaryota; Viridiplantae; Streptophyta; Magnoliopsida; Poales; Poaceae. Gene Ontology annotation, biological process: lignin catabolic process. The transcript is spliced from 6 exons. The coding region runs from base 1 to 1782 and encodes 593 amino acids. The record is from RefSeq and is a predicted model, not a curated record. Gene Ontology annotation, molecular function: hydroquinone:oxygen oxidoreductase activity; copper ion binding.
AUGAAGUGCUGGAGCUUGCCCGGCGCAUCUGCGGCAAUGGCCAUUGGUGUCGUCUUCUUCCUCUAUGCCAUUGUUCCACCAGCGGCCAUGGCCGCCGUUGUCGAACACACCUUUGUUGUGAGCCAGGUGAAAAUGACGCACUUAUGCAACGAGACGCUGGUAACUGUGGUGAACGGGCAGUUCCCGGGGCCGGCGAUAGAGGUCACAGAGGGAGACUCGGUGACCGUCCAUGUCGUCAACGAGUCACCCUACAACUUAACAAUCCACUGGCAUGGGGUGAAGCAGCGGCUCAACUGUUGGGCAGACGGGGUGCCAAUGAUCACCCAGUGCCCCAUUCUACCAAACCAGAACUUCACCUAUAGAUUCAAUGUUGCUGGACAGGAAGGCACAUUGUGGUGGCAUGCUCAUGUUUCCUUCCUCCGGGCUUCCGUGCACGGCGCCUUGAUCAUCCGGCCGAGACGUGGGGCCAGCUCGUACCCAUUUCCGAAGCCUUACAAGGAGAUCCCCAUCAUUAUAGGUGAGUGGUGGCAGAUGGACCUUGCGCGGGCAGACUGGGCAAUAGCUCACAGCGUCGAUGUUUACUUCGGUGCAUCGACGAUAAAUGGAAAGCUUGGAGAUCUUUACAACUGCUCCGGCGCCUUGGAAGAUGGAUACAUGCUAGAUGUGGAGCCUGGCAAAACCUACCUGCUAAGGAUAGUGAACGCUGCUCUCUUCGCCGAGUACUACCUGAAGAUCGCCGGACACAAGUUCACGGUGGUCGCCGCAGACGCCAACUACGUUAGCCCCUACACCACGGACGUCAUCGCCAUUGCACCCGGCGAGACGGUGGAUGCCCUUGUGGUCGCCGACGCAGCCCCCGGCAGAUACUACAUGGUAGCCCUGCCCAACCAGUCGCCGGAGCCGGACCCACAGAGCCCAGUGUUGAUCACCAGAGGAAUAUUGCAGUAUCGCAACGUACAAGAAGCACUAGGCGAUAGUUCAUCAAGUGAAAUGGCAGUGGCACCUGAGAUGCCUGACGAUCAAGACCUGCUGACAUCGUUCUACUUCCAUAGGAACCUGACCAGCCUACACCAUCCGCAGCGCCCGCUGGUGCCGACGCGAGUUGAUGAGCACUUGUUCAUCACACUCAGUCUGGGCUCCAUCUGCCGGCGAGGACAGUCCUGCAAGAGGGGUGGCAGCGAUGAGACCUUUACGGUGGCGACCAUGAACAACGUCUCCUUCCAGCAACCAGCGGUGGCGACGCCACUACUGGAGCUACACUACUACAACACCAACAGCAUGGACAUGCUGCAAGAUCUCCCGGACAAGCCGCCGAUGGUGUUCAACUACACCGACCAAGCCCUGAUCCCACCAGGACCCAAGGAGGCAAAGCUGGAGCCGACAUCGAAGGCGACAGUUGCAAGGCGUUUCAGGCAAGGCUCGGUGGUGGAGGUGGUGUUCCAGGGUACGGCGUUGUUGCAGAGUGAGUCGAACCCGAUGCACCUACACGGGCAUGAUGUGUUCGUGCUCGCUCAGGGGGAAGGCCUUUACGAUGCAGCAAGGGAUACGGCAUGGUACAAUCUUGUGAAUCCGCCCAUCAGGAACACUGUGCAUGUCCCAAGGCUUGGGUGGGUCGCUAUCCGCUUUGUUGCGGACAAUCCAGGGAUAUGGUACAUGCAUUGCCAUUUCGAGUUUCAUAUGACGAUGGGCAUGGUGGGAUUGUUCAUCGUAGAGGAUGGACCAACUGUGGACACAUCCCUCCCUGCACCUCCUGCGGAUUUUCCAUCAUGUGGCCAUAUCUAA